GUUUCUCUCCAAACUGUGAAUAGAAAAUAUAAGGAAGACAGAGCAGAGGAAUGCGAGGAACUUCUGAAUCACAGCUACACAGAGAGAUCUCUGCCUGGACAGUCCAGACAGCGCCAACAUGGCAUGUCAAUAGAUAUCGGUCUAUUACAGUUGUCUAUUAGACGUUUCUGUGGCAUUUGGACAUCCAGGGAUUAAGUGGAAUUUACAAUAGGAUAUUCAGCAUAACCUCUCACACGACAGGGGAUCGGAAAGAUUAAGAUGCAGGAGGACCCGGUGUAUGAUUUCCCUGAGCCGGUCGGGGAGCUGGUAGGAGAGAGGCGGGCUUGUCCUCAGCGUGGCUCCCUGAAGAACAUCAAUGUGCUGGACCGUCUGCUUCUCACACACCCCGUCUGGCUGCAGCUGUCCAUCAACUCUGCCACCGCUCUGCACAUCCUACAGCGGGAGCCGCCUGGGACCUUUCUGGUGCGCAAGUCCAACACCUCGCAGAAGAAAGUGCUGUGUGUCAGGCUUGCAGACGACAGCGUUCCCUCCUUUGUCAAACAAUUUGUCCUCCGCGAAGUGGACUCCACCUUCUCUUUGGAGAAAGCGGCUAUCGGUUUCCCUGACCUCUUCCGGCUCAUUGCCUUCUACUGUGUUAGCCGGGAUGUGUUGCCCUUCCCACUGGAGCUCCCUGAGGCCAUAGUCAAGGCUUCAUCCCACAAACAGCUGGAGUCUAUUUCACACAUGGGCGUGGAGUUCUGGAGUUCCCAGCUGAACUUCAGAGGUCCACGCAAUGGGCCCCCACCAGUCGAGGCGGCACCGCUGCCCCCCAGCCCCACCCCUGAGGACUGUGCCACGCCCCAGGAGAGCCCCACCCUGUUCCAGGAGUUCUGCCCCAUCCAAACACGCAGCCCCCGGGAGCUGAACUGUGGGGCAGCAGGCCAAGGGGCUCUCUGUUUCAUCAACCCACUCUUCCUGCAAUCCCAUCCUGCACUGCACAAACGCCACCAGUUCAAGCGCAGCCUCAAGGUGCGUGUCUCGACUGAGAACUCUAGCCCUUUGUCCCCGCCAGUUGCCCCUCCCCCUCCCCCACCUCUGCUGGCCAAGAAAAAUAUUAAGAGCAAGAAGGUCCAGCGGGCCAGUGGAGCAGUAGAAGCCAGAGUGGAGGGUGAGGGAGGGACAGCACCCGUCCAGGAGGACUCAGACUAUUUGCAGCCAUGCUUGGUUCUUCCAGUUCUUCCGCAGAAGACCAGGGUCACACCCACACUGUCUCCCACUGCAGAGGAGGACUACCAUGUGCCCUUAGGUCUCCUGCAGGGACUGGCACAGGAAAAAGGAGGUGAGGAGGAGGAGGGUCUCCUGCUGGAGCAGAGGCAUGCUCCCUCCCUGAGUGAGCUGGACAGCAGCAGUUCCCUCAGCAGCCUGGAGGAGGCAGAGGAGAGCUCAGAGCGAAUUCCCCUCACCAGGGGCACCAGUAACCCCUCACCCCCAUGCACCUUGCCCCCACGCCAGCCCGUCUCAGUCCUGCGCAAGCUGAGUGCAGUCUUUGUGUCCUUCUUCGUGCCAGAGAAGCGUGUGGCGAGGCUGGUGGAGGACCUGUCCCGUGACAGGAGGAUUGCGUUUGGUGUCCUGGUGCAGGAUUUCCUCAGGCAGCAGCGGGAGGCGAUCAAGCCUCAGUGCCAGAGAUCUAGUGUAGAGCUACUGCAGGGCAUUCGCUUCUUCCUCUCCCAGGCCAAGACCUUCCUGCUGGACUGUGGAGACCUAGAACCCCCAAUUGAGACCAUGGUGCCUGAUGAUGAGAAAGACCUGGUGCUGGAGAAAGCCAUGUUCCGCUGUGUGCUGAAACCUCUGAAGGGACAGAUAGACAGGACACUGCAAACUCUGCAUGAGCGAGACGGUUCCACCCAGAGCAUGGCAGAGAGCCUGGCUGUGGCCAGGGGAAAGACCCCCUUGGAGUGUUUUGGAGUGCGGGUGGGAGUACCGGAUGCUGCCGGUGUGGAGAAGGUGCGGCAGAAGUUAGCUCUCAUGAGGCGGGCUUACUCGCCCAUUGACAAGGUUGUGCUGCUACUGCAGGUCUGCAAGCUCAUCUAUAAAGCCAUGACGGACAAUUCAGGCAAAGAAUUUGGUGCAGAUGACUUCCUACCAGCCCUGUCCUAUGUCAUUGUCCAGUGUAACAUGCCAGAGCUGUCUGUGGAGGUGGAGUACAUGAUGGAGCUGCUGGAGUCAUCGUGGCUGACAGGGGAGGGUGGGUACUACCUGACCAGUGUGUAUGCCAGCCUGUGCCUGAUCCAGAGCCAGCCUGAAGAAAUGCCCUCUAGCGGGCUGACCCAAGGGGCCAGAGACUCCCUGAAAGACUGGAGCCGGCGCCGGAGCAGCCAGGCUCUGAGCCAGAAAAAAAUACAACAGCAACUGAGGUUUGUCAAGGUUUUGUUUCAAGAUGGAGAAAGCAGCUGGAUAAAAACCCUGCAGUGGAGGGCAGGAGUUAGUGGGGAGGCCCUGACCCAGCUCUGUGCUGCUAAGUUUGGGGUGGACGACCCAGGACUGUACAAGCUGUACUGGCGGAGUGAGGGGGAGAUUCAAGCCCUCCCAGCCCAGGCCCAGAUCCAGGACCUACAGGGCCAAGGCAGCAGUGGAACACCCCUCAUAUACCAGAAAGCCAAACAGGAUGGACUCAAGACUUGCAAACUAACAAGAGAGGCGGCUGUGGACCUUGUGGAAUCACCUUGAGUACCCACGCGUUAUGAACGUUUUAUUAAACCCCACUCAACUGCAA
This is a messenger RNA of Oncorhynchus gorbuscha (pink salmon), 2752 nucleotides long. RefSeq names its product ras and Rab interactor 2-like. Gene Ontology annotation, biological process: vesicle-mediated transport. NCBI's taxonomy places the organism in Eukaryota, Metazoa, Chordata, Actinopteri, Salmoniformes, Salmonidae. Gene Ontology annotation, molecular function: small GTPase binding; guanyl-nucleotide exchange factor activity. The coding region runs from base 259 to 2706 and encodes 815 amino acids. The transcript is spliced from 10 exons. Gene Ontology annotation, cellular component: endocytic vesicle; cytosol. The record is from RefSeq and is a predicted model, not a curated record.